Danio rerio (zebrafish) is the source of this 1633-nucleotide messenger RNA. The record is from RefSeq and is a predicted model, not a curated record. NCBI's taxonomy places the organism in Eukaryota, Metazoa, Chordata, Actinopteri, Cypriniformes, Danionidae.
ACUUUUUCCAGUCUACUAUCUAUACUUGCAUUAAUCAGCUUGUUGAAGUUAUGCCCUGUCUUUAGACUUCAAAAAGUUGCCCUCUUUAAUUAGGGACAAAAGUGAAAGGAUCAGAGCUUGAUCCUUUCUUAAGUUCUAUAGAUGUCACGCAUAUCUAAAGGCACGCGCCUUGGAUACGUCCGAUUCUUUUUUUGUUCCGAACAGCCAAUCAGAACGCGCAGUGCAAACGCGUGCCACCAUCCCGCUAUAAAUACUGGUCGCGUGUCAAGAGGAAACUCACUCUCCACAUACAUCGCUCCGCUCGAGCCACUACUGUAUUUCAAACAGCUAGAGCCUACAUUCAUCCAAACCAAGAUGGUUAAUGAAGGAAAAGCCCUCUCCGAAGCCUUGCUGUCUGCCAAGGCGGAGGGUCGCCUCACUGUUGGCGUCUAUGAAUGCGCAAAAAUCAUGAAUGAGGACCCUGACAGUGUGUCUUUCUGCCUUUUGGCCACUGAUGACUUCGAGUGCGACAUCGCCCUGCAGAUCCAUUUCACUCUCAUUCAAGCGUUUUGCUUCGACAACGACAUCAGUAUCGUCAGAGUUAACGACCUGAAGAGACUCAACGCUCUCGUUGGUGGAAAAGGUCAACUCGAGGAGGCUCACUGUGUGCUUAUAACGAACCCAACUGAGGACUCCUGGGAGGAUCCAGCUCUGGAGAAGCUGCACCUGUUCUGUGAAGAGAGUCGCAGCUAUAACGAGUGGGUUCCUGAGAUCACUCUGCCCGAGCGUUGAUCUGGAGCUUUACUCUUCUCUGCUGAGUUGCUGUAAACCUUGAGGAAUACUCUGCUCAUCCUUGAAGCGAGGAUGAUGAUGUUUCCACAUCCCUGGAUGCUCCUGAGGAGGCUGAACCGUCCAGGCAGCGCGAGGCAGGCCCGAGUGGCCCUCGCGGUUCUACGUCGUUUCUCGUCCCGUCCAUGCCAAGAUGACCCUCAUUCUUUAUGUGAACGAGGUCAGGUAUGCCACGAGAGCGACACAAUGGCCCUCAUUCUUUGUGCGGAUGAGGUUUGGAGAAGAUGGAGAAGCGAGUUUGUUUCUGUUUCACAGAGCAAAUAUCGCAUGCGUUGGACACGCAGAGGACGCGGCGGUGCGUCGGAGCAGCGUUUUUAAAAAUGGACUUUAACAUCACGGACGUUUUUAAAAAUGUUAUUGCUGCACAAUAUAACGUAGCUUAUUGUCGGCAAUGUGCUUUCCACUUUCCAGAGUUGUCUUAUUCUCUAAAGGUUUAACUUUAGAAAUAUUCAUAUGACAAAAAAGAGAAAAAAGAAAAAAUAAAUAACUGAAAAUGAUGACAUAUAAGUGUCUAUAGGUUUCACUUUAGACAUAUUCAUGACAUAAAAAAGAAGAAAAAAAAAACUAACUUAAAAUAACAACUGAAUGUCUAAAGGUUUCACUUUAGAAAUAUUCAUGACAAAAAAGAAAAAAAAAGAAAAAAAGAAAAAUAACUUAAAAACGUUUAAAGGUUUAACUUGAAAAUAUUUGACAAAUAGAAAAUGAACUAUUUUGUAGAACAUGAUAGAAAAUGUGAAAAGGAUUACUUUUGUACAGGUUCCACUAUAUAUUUUGUAUGAGAUAAAUAAAAAUAGUUUGAAUGAAA